Molecule: messenger RNA, 3110 nt
Organism: Plectropomus leopardus (leopard coralgrouper)
Lineage: Eukaryota; Metazoa; Chordata; Actinopteri; Perciformes; Serranidae
Source: RefSeq, a predicted model, not a curated record
AACGUUAAUAAGUGUCCUCCUAGAAGACAACUGACUUAAACAAUUAAAAUGUGAUAUCUACAGUGACUUUGCUCUGUCCGAAGGGUUUCAUCAUGCGGAGAUGUCCUCAUUAGUGGCCUAUGAGGAUUCAGAGUCAGAGGAUGAUUGUCCCAAUCAAGCUGAGGAGGGGACAUCAGCUUCUGUUCAAAGUGGAUCUUUUGAACAAAACCAAAAAGUUAGGUUGUGUAAUUCCUCGGAGGUAACACCGACCUCUCGAAGCUUCGCACCUGACCCUGACAGAUCAGCGUCGGAAUAUCAUGGAAGUUCUUCACUAAACCCACAUUCACAGCCACGAAGCUGCUAUGACUGGGAAAGAAAAUAUUGCAGUAACGAGACAGCACAAGAAAAAUGUUUUAGAGACACUGCAACUCCUCUGAGUUUACCUGCGACUCAGGGGAAGAUCGCACCACUGCAGACUCUUCCUCACAUGCCACAAAGUUUGGGUGAUGGCUUGAACCCAGCAAAAAGACACCAAACUGUUCCGACUGGUGUCAGACCAUACAUCCCCAAGAGACUGAGACUUACCACUUCAGUAGAGACAGUGGACCCAGAGCACCAAGCAGAGAAAGUCCCAGGGAAUCAGAUCAGGGAAAGCCAAAUUCUUUCAGACGUGUCAGCGAGAAUAAAGCCGUAUCUUGCCCACAAACCCGGUGCUGCAGGGAUACCAAGGAAGCUUCUGAUGAGCCUGGGAGGCCACCAGGGUCCAGUCAACAUGGUGCAAUGGUGUCCUGUGCCUCAUCUCGGUCAUCUGUUGCUGUCUGCCUCCAUGGACAAAACUUUCAAGGUGUGGGAUGGAGCAGAGAGCGGGCGAUGCCUGAGGGUUUACACCUGCCAUUCGGGAGCUGUGCGUGACGCCUGUUGGACCCCCUGCGGGCAACACCUCCUCACCGGCUCCUUUGACAACACGGCUGUGAUCACAGACGUAGAGACAGGGCAGCAGGUAGUGAAAUUGGACAACCAGUUCAAAGUGAUGUGUGCGGUCUUGCAUCCCAGCAACCCAGAGGUAUUCCUGUGCGGAGGCUACAGCUCUGUGGUCAAGGCCUGGGACUCUCGCAGCUGCAAGGUGGUGAAGGUUUACAAAGCAGGGAUCCAGCAGACCUUGGACAUCCUGUUUCUGAGAGGUGGUGUGGACUUUAUAACAAGCUCUGACUGUGUGAGCAGAGACUCUGCAGACCGCACCCUCAUCGCCUGGGACUACCAGACCACAGCCAAGGUCUCCAACCAAAUCUACCAGGAGCGGUACACGUGCCCCAGCCUGGCUCUCCACCCACUGGAGGAGUCCUUUGUUGCACAGACUAAUGGCGACUACAUAGCAGUAUUUUCCUCCCAGCAGCCCUAUAGAAUGAACAAGAGGCGGCGAUACGAAGGACACAAGGUGGAGGGUUACGCAGUGCAGUGUGAGUUUUCUCUGGAUGGUACUAUCCUGGCCUCGGGGAGCUCCACCGGCUCUGCUCACUUCUACGAUUACCACAACGCUCGUAUGCUGCACACUCUCCGUGCCCACAGCCAGCCCUGCCUGUGUGUUUCUCAGCAUCCUGUUAUUCCUGCAACUGCGGCCACCUGCGACUGGGCCGGCGAGAUCAAGGUCUGGCACUAAGUACAGUGAAUGAACACGAACACAAUAAAAAAGGGCCAAAGAUGAUAUGAAACUGUAAGCAUCGUGCAUAUCCAUCUUCAAGACUGUAUCUCUUAUCAUCUCUUGGCAUAAGAUGAUUAGAACUUGGCAACAAAAAUGAUGGAAGUCAGCAAAUCUAUUAUCAACUGACGCCUCUGAAAAACAUUAUUCUACACUGUGUAUUUUGCGAUACUUUAAUGUUAUUUUAAAAACCACCCACAUCUAAAUUUUUAUUCAUAUGAACUUGCUUUGGCACUGAAACAGCAGCCUCUAUUGUGUAAAUCUCAAUGUAAACAUGUUUUUUUUUUUAUAUUGGCCCAUCUUAUGUUGUUUUAACAUCCUGAAAACAAGGAAAAAUACACUUAUUUCUUUACAGUUCAAAGAGUGAAAUUUUGUAAGGACUUUUAUCUUAAAUGUUAGGCAGUGGCAAGGCAGAAGGUGCGCACGCACAUAAACACGACCUUAACGCCUUUAUAGUCAGCUUUCCACUCAAAAACAGCGAGGGACUUUAUCAUCAUGUUCUUGAGGUUUUUGUCAAAACAAAGAAAAAAAAAUCUCUCUGGGCAUUUUCUAAUCAGUAGUGUUUUUCAAUUCACAUUCUGCAUACACAUCAUUUUCCUCUUUUUGUUCUCCCUGCUCUGAUAUGACAUUUUAUUUUCACACUGACAGCUUAAAGCAUCACAGAGAAACAACCAGAGAACUAAAGAAAAUACGCAGACAUCUGUCAAAACAUUGCCAGGUUCUUUCAAAAUCCUGCCAGUCAACAGCAGAGCAGUGAAGUGCAGACAGAUGCUUGUGAUCUUUAUUCAGUAUCUAGCAGAACAGUCCUUAAAAUACAUUUCACUGUUUGGUGCCAAGGGAAAUUCUAAUGGCUCAGUACUUUUUCUAGCCCCUGCGGUUGUUUAUACUGUAGUUAAUUAUAGUUCAACUGACAUUGUUAUUGUUUUAAAGGACCAGUAAGCAAUUUGUGAAGCCAAAUGAUAAUUCAUAUGUGUUUAAUGGCAAAAGCUAACUCUGUUUGUACUAGUCCCUGUGUAUUUUUGCUGGCUAGCAAAUCAUAUACGGAAUAUAAUUAAUGUUAAAACAAAUUAGAGAGCAUGAAACAAUCGGAUCUCACAAGGGUGAGAAAGACUAGAGAAUGAAGUUCAAGACCAGAAUCGGGAGAAAACCAGGGUGACCAUCGGAGGGCCUUUUCAGGAAAGACUUCUUUGGAGACGGUGUUGCCUCUUCAGUGUUCGAUGGGACAGUGUGAGUGAGACAGGAAAGGUGGGACAGAGGAGGGGGAAUGACACACAGCACAGGGCCACAGGCCGGACUCAGACCCGGGCCGCUGCAGAAGUCUCAGGCACAUUGGCUGCACACUCUACCCAGUGAGCUACAGAUAAGCAGCAGCUCCACUCCCCUGCAGUACAGUGUAAACUGGUUGAGCAAACGCCUCGCUUGAUAUACAGUAAGU